Nannospalax galili (Upper Galilee mountains blind mole rat) is the source of this 1782-nucleotide messenger RNA. RefSeq names its product metaxin 3 (gene Mtx3). Gene Ontology annotation, cellular component: SAM complex. Gene Ontology annotation, biological process: mitochondrion organization. Lineage: Eukaryota; Metazoa; Chordata; Mammalia; Rodentia; Spalacidae. Bases 248 to 1132 code for a protein of 294 amino acids. The record is from RefSeq and is a predicted model, not a curated record. The transcript is spliced from 10 exons.
AUUUUCAGGGUCUGUGAUACAUGCAAUAAAUAUUUCGAGCAACGGCUGGCAGAUCUGGUUCACUUAUAACACAGUAUAUUUAAUCCCUAAUCAACGUUUAAUUUGCUUUCAAUUCCUCCAGCUGUUUUUCCCUCAUUUCUCUGAACCCUGAGUCCUCUAGCCUGCUCCACGUCCCGCCCCCGGGAUUCCUCCUGCGGGAAAGUGGCCACCGAGAAUACUUCCGGUGGCAGAGGUCGGCCGCGGCAAGAUGGCAGCCCCCUUGGAGCUCAGCUGCUGGGGAGGCGGCUGGGGGCUCCCUUCUGUGCACAGCGAGUCGCUGGUGGUGAUGGCUUAUGCCAAAUUUUCUGGUGCACCCUUGAAAGUCAAUGUUAUAGAUAACACCUGGAGAGGUUCAAGAGGAGAUGUACCAAUUUUGACAACUGAAGACAACAUUGUUUCUCACCCAGCAAAAAUACUCAACUUUUUGAGAAAACAGAAAUAUAAUGCUGAUUAUGAACUCUCAGCAAAACAAGGGGCAGAUACACUGGCUUACAUUGCUCUCCUCGAAGAGAAACUUCUCCCUGCUGUGCUUCACACAUUCUGGGUUGAGAGUGACAAUUAUUUUACUGUGACAAAGCCAUGGUUUGCUUCACGGAUCCCUUUUCCCUUGAGUUUAAUCCUGCCCGGAAAGAUGUCUAGAGGAGCACUCAACAGGAUUCUUCUGACAAGAGGAGAGCCUCCCCUCUACCGUGUCCAAGAAGUGGAAGCGCAGAUAUACAGAGAUGCCAAGGAGUGCCUAAAUCUUCUUUCAAACAGAUUGGGAACCUCUCAGUUUUUCUUUGGUGAUACGCCUUCUACCCUGGACGCCUAUGUGUUUGGUUUCCUUGCACCUCUUUAUAAAGUGCAUUUUCCCAAAGUUCAGUUACAAGAACAUCUGAAACAGCUCUCCAACCUGUGCCGCUUCUGUGAUGACAUCCUGAGCAGUUACUUUAGGCUUAGUCUUGAAGGCCUGGGGCUCAGAGAACUCAGCCCAGAUGAAAUAAGUUUGCUUCUUUAUUGUCCCUUUGAGCUAUUCAACGACUGUGUUUCCAUCAGACACAUCCAGAAUGAAGUAAUCACUGGGGACAUAAUGAACUCAACAUCUCUCCUGUAAGGCAUUUACAGUUCUCCAGAGAAAUCCAAAAGCUACUUAUGAGCAAGAAGAAAACGAUGCUGCCUGUUGGUCAUCUCUCAGAACUUCCAACUGCUGAAGGCCACUCUGCAAUCAAAAAUAACUUUCCUUCACCAACUGACAUAUGUCAAGAAGGGAAACAUGAGUAAGAGGAUCCAGGCCACGGCAUGUUCAUUAAACAAUUACAUACUGAAGCCAAUGGGUAAUCACUUUUUUCCAUUUUAUUUCCAACAGUUUGAGUGUUCCUAAGAGGCCUGUGUAGAAUUGGAUCUGGUACUUUAAUCAGAAUUUGAGUGUAUUUUCAGUAAUGGUAACAUCUCUGCCUCUCCUACUUACUCUGUGUAACAGACUCCCCUGGGUCUGACUUGUGUUCCUCCUUCUGAGUGUUUAGUCAAUUUAAUAUACACAGUGGACAUAUUCUGGAAAAAAAUAUGAGGCUUCUCAACAGAGUCAUUUCCAAGAUUAGGUCUUGUUUAAAACAAAGGCAGACAAUUCAUCAGAAUACCAAGGCAGGACAUACAAUGCUCCACAGUGUUUAAUUAGAGCUUUUCUUAAGGACUCAUUUGCUCAGCCUCUCAAGUACCAUAAACUUUUCUGAAGAUGAUUUUGCCUCAUCCCUCUGAAGUCAAAGG